CAGCUACUAUUUCACAAGCCAUUUUCGGGCAAACUGUCGCCACUGUCGCUGAGCAUCGUUGGAAUCUCCUGGCCAUAGCAUGGAAAAAGGAUAUCAGAGUUUGAAGUUUUCACGCAAGAGCUUUAAAACAACCUAGAACCUCCUCUUAAUCGAGGCAUCAUCCCAAACUGUGAUAUCCGAGAUUCAAGGAUCAACGUAAUUUUAAAUAAUUAGCCAAAGUACGCGUAGUUAGUCGAAGUGAAAAAAAUCUAACAAAAUUAAAAGCCCGAAAAUGCUGCUUAAUAUAUUCAAUUCGGGCAUUUUCCAAAGGCAGUUCCGGCGCCAGCUCCUGGUCUCGCUGAGUGCCACACUGAUAACCUUCUGCCAUGGCAUUGCCCUUGGCUGGCUGUCCCCCAUGUUGCCGAAGCUCCUCCUGCCUGAAGCGACACCGCUGUCCUUUUCCAUUGACGUGAACGAAGCCUCCUGGCUGGGGUCCAUCAUCAGCUUAGGCGGCAUCACCGGAAACUUCUCCUUCUCCUACCUGAUGAGCCGGUUCGGGAGAAAGGUCUCCAUAUACGUACUGGCCAUACCUCACACGUGUAUUUGGUUUCUCUUCUACUUCGCCACGAGCAUCGAGUGGCUGUAUGUGGCGCGGGUCUGUGCCGGACUGACGGGUGGCGGGAUGUUCGUGGUGCUUCCCAUUUUCAUUGGCGAAAUCGCCGACACUAGCAUUCGCGGACGAUUGUGUUCGUUUUUCACGCUCACCAUGAACACGGGCAUCCUGGUGGGAUUUAUUGUAUCCUCACACGUUGCCUAUCGCGUGAUACCCUGUGCGGUUGUGGGUCUGCCAAUUCUUUACGCUUUGCUGGCCACUCGAUACCCGGAACCCCCGCAGAUGCUCAUCCGCUGGAACCGCGAGGAAGAUGCCCAACGCUCGCUGAGAUUCUACCGCUGUUGCGAUGGCCCGAAUACCACCAAGGAGGAGGAGCGGGCCUACCAAAAGGAGUUUGAUGAAAUGCGUGCUGCUAUUCUUCAGCAGAACAAAGAAUCUGAUGACAAAGGUCUUUCGAUAGCAGAUUUCAGCAACAAGCAGGCCUUGAAGGCCAUGGCCACGGGCCUGGUGCUGAUGGUGGCCAACAUCUUCACGGGCACUUUCGCCUUCAUCAACUACAUGUCCAACAUAUUUGAGGCGGCGGAAACCAAGCUGGAUCCGAACACGAAUACCAUUAUAAUCGGAGCUGUCCAGAUAGUGGGCACUCUGGCCAGCAUGUACCUGGUGGAUCGCUACGGAAGAAAGGUCCUGCUGAUAGUCUCCUGCUUUGGAAGUGGCAUUGGCACAGCCGCCUUUGGACUGUAUGCCUUCUUUGUCCAGGAACUGGAAGCAGACAUGUCUGCCUACUCCGCGUGGCUGCCCGUGUGCCUCAUGUCCUUCAUUAUAUUCAUUGCCAACGUGGGAGUCAUUUCGGUCACCAUGGUGGUCCUGGUGGAGAUCCUGCCGCAGAGAAUCCGAGCAGUGGCCACCAGCUUCUGCCUGGGCAGUCUGAGCUUCUUCGCGUUCACUUCGGUGAAGACCUUCCCGCUGAUGAUGGUCUACUUGGGCCUGGCCACCACCAUGUGGUUCUGCGCCGCUGUCAGUGCCAUCUGCCUGUUCUAUGUAGUGGUCUACGUGGAGGAGACCAAGGGUCGCUCCAUCUAUGACUAAUUUUCAUGUCCCCUGCGAAUAAAGUUCAGCUAGUUCCCACCCACCUUUA
Molecule: messenger RNA, 1730 nt
Organism: Drosophila ananassae
Lineage: Eukaryota; Metazoa; Arthropoda; Insecta; Diptera; Drosophilidae
Product: facilitated trehalose transporter Tret1
Exons: 5
Coding region: 272-1681 (469 amino acids)
Biological process (GO): transmembrane transport; carbohydrate transport
Cellular component (GO): membrane
Molecular function (GO): sugar transmembrane transporter activity
Source: RefSeq, a predicted model, not a curated record